ACUGUGUUCGCUCCUUGUUCCUUCUCGUUCAUGAAACGCACGCACAUUGAGGCAGCCGCAGUUUAGAGGAUCGGACCUGCCUUUAUAUACCUAGACGUGUCGUUGCGACGUCCUUACCAGAGUCCUCGCCAUGCCUCAGACGAGUUAUCCCUUCUGGCUCGGCGGUGUCGGAGCGACAAUGGCUGCGUGCUGCACACAUCCACUGGACCUUACGAAAGUUCGGAUGCAGACUAUGCAGCCGAGUGCUGCUCACCCAUCAACACUCUCCAUUUUACGGAUGACCGUCGCAGAGACUGGCUUCAAGAGCCUUUACACUGGACUUUCCGCGUCUCUUAUGCGACAAAUGUCCUACUCCCUUGUCCGCCUCGGUGCCUACGAGAAGAUGAAGGUGCACUUGUCGAGAGAUGGGCCAGCCCCUGCCAGUCAUCUCUUCUUGGCAGCGAUGAUAGCCGGCGGCCUGGGGGGUAUCGCUGGGAACCCGGCCGACAUUCUCCUUGUUAGGAUGACGAGUGACUCCGUAAGACCAGCGGAGGAGAGGUAUAAUUACCGCAAUGCCGUCGCCGGCCUUGUACGACUCGUUAGAGAGGAGGGAGUACACGCUUUGGGCCGUGGUAUGGGCACCAAUUUGACACGUGCGAUCCUCAUGAACGGUUCUCAGGUUGGAUCAUAUGACCUUUUCAAGCAACUGCUUUUAAGGAACAGGCUGCCUAUCGUUGAUUACCAGAUGAAGGAUGGCCUGUUCCUCCAUUCGGUUGCUAGCGUACUGGCCGGGACCGUUGCAACCACCAUAACGGCCCCGGCAGAUGUUCUGAGAUCCCGAUUGAUGGCUGCACAUGGCAAGACAAGUCCAGUGCAAGUCUUGACUACAGCGCUCAGGAAUGAAGGGCCACGCUUCUUAUUCAAGGGUUGGACUCCCGCAUUCAUCCGUCUGGGGCCCAACACAGUGUUGAUGUUCGUAUUCUUCGAGCAAUUAAAGAAAGGAUGGCGAACCAUGUUCCCCGCAGACUACGUCUUGUAGCGCCUUCAGAAGCAUCCAUUAUCAUUAUUCGUGUCCCGAAGGUAGAGGUAGUCGUUCGUUCGCUCGUACGGUAGACUAGAUGGAACAUAGAGCCCCAGCUACCUAGACCUAGAGCACUCCUGCAUUGCCCUUAGUAAUAUCAGAUCCAUGUAUAUGCUAGAGCGAUAUGUAUAUCCGCGCACUCCAUACCUUGGCUAAUGACCACAUUUGU
Messenger RNA from Dichomitus squalens LYAD-421 SS1, 1229 nucleotides. RefSeq names its product mitochondrial carrier. Gene Ontology annotation, biological process: oxaloacetate transport; thiosulfate transport; malate transmembrane transport. The transcript is spliced from 12 exons. NCBI's taxonomy places the organism in Eukaryota, Fungi, Basidiomycota, Agaricomycetes, Polyporales, Polyporaceae. The coding region runs from base 131 to 1018 and encodes 295 amino acids. Gene Ontology annotation, molecular function: oxaloacetate transmembrane transporter activity; thiosulfate transmembrane transporter activity; antiporter activity. The record is from RefSeq and is a predicted model, not a curated record.